AUGCCGGGAAUACAUACACCUUCACCGAUCCCCACUAUCGGACGAGAUGAGGAGCUAUAUGUCGUCUGUUUCGAUGGAUCUGCCCGUGUCAAAAGAGGUGGAGGCGCCUACAGUGCGAUCUUGUGGAAGUUGCCGGAAUGGAGAGUGCUGAAAGCUAGAUCAGGGUAUGCCGAAGGCUUGACGGUGAAUGAGGCGGAUUACCAUGGGUUGUUACUAUGUCUGGAUCUGUUGGAGGAUCUGGAUCCACGGCGUUUGGUGAUCUGCGGAGACUCAAACCUGGUGAUCCGACAAGUACGAGGAGAGAUCGAUUGUAAGGCGCCGGGUCUGACACUGCUACAUCACGAACUAUUGCACGUCAAACGAGACUGGAAUGGGAGUGCUGACAGCCUAGCAUGUGCUGCUCUGCAACGGCAAUGUGGGAUCGAGAUAGAGUCUGACGCGGAGAUCCAGGAUCUCAUCACGUUAAAUCGGUUGGAUGAGAUCCUAAUAGUGAAAGUCGAAGAAGGGAUCGCACAGGCUAAAUCGGGAGUGCGUGUUGGAUCUGAUCCUAGCUCCCUACGAGAAGAGGUCGUGAGAGAGCUGCGGAUCGAGCGAAUCCGACAAGCACAUGACGAGGAGUCGUGGAUCAUGGGCUUGAAGAAGUAUAUGAUCGGGGAGAUCCAGGAUAUGACCCAGGAGGAGGCUAAGAUGUUUGGAUCUAUUGCUAUGAAUUAUGAAGUGGAUCAGUUGGAUCUACUCUUCUAUUGCCUGACAACUAAGGAAACCGCUGCAGAUCGAGAUAAGUUGAUGCGACUGGUGAUACCUGAAACGCUUCAACAGGACAUUUUGCACCACUAUCACACGAGUCUACAGGUGUUCAUCAAGGGGUCGGUCGCACCUAUGAUCGGAUCCGUGAUCACUUCCACUGGAGAUGUUUGUAUAAGAGUGUACAGCGAUAUGUGGGGGAAUGUGUCGACUGUAAAACAGGCAAGGGAAGACCUCGGAUCCAGGGCAACGUACCCAUUUCAGAUCAUUGCCAUGGAUCACAUAUCUUCAUUGCCUAGAUCCUUCAACGGCAACACUGAAUUGCUGAUCUUCGUAGAUUUAUUCUCGGGAUAUGUGAUCGCCAAAGCCAGCGCUUCUAGAUCCGCUCAAACAAUCGCCGAGACGUACGAAGAAUGUGUCUUCCAUCGAUUUGGCGCGAGCGAGGUGAUCCGACAUGAUCGGGAGCCAGGGUUUAUGUCUGAAUUCUUUAAGUCGUUCAACAAGAUCGUGGGACAAUACCAACGGGCUACUAUGGCGUAUACACUCCAAGCUAAUGGAUCUGCAGCACGUAUGGUUCAGACAACUACCAGGGCUCUUAAG
Messenger RNA from Phytophthora megakarya, 1344 nucleotides. The record is from the annotation of a GenBank genome assembly. Lineage: Eukaryota; Oomycota; Peronosporomycetes; Peronosporales; Peronosporaceae.